Messenger RNA from Ostrinia nubilalis (European corn borer), 1403 nucleotides. RefSeq names its product blastoderm-specific protein 25D (gene Bsg25D). Gene Ontology annotation, cellular component: centrosome. Gene Ontology annotation, biological process: microtubule anchoring at centrosome. The transcript has a single exon. NCBI's taxonomy places the organism in Eukaryota, Metazoa, Arthropoda, Insecta, Lepidoptera, Crambidae. The record is from RefSeq and is a predicted model, not a curated record. The annotation marks the transcript as partial.
ACGUCAAAUUUGACACUAUUGACUAUCGCAAAUAAGAUCAAGGUUGUAAAAUGUUAAUGUAAUUUACGAAUUAAAAUUAGUCUUUUAUAAAUUUUCGGAACAUGUCAAUUACGUAGAAGGAUCCCACGUCGAACUUGACGUCCCAUAGAAUACGAAUGCGGCUGCUAGCUAUGGAUAGCACGUCCAUGAAUCCUUACGAACAACAGCUGUAUACGGUUUUCAAAACGUUCGACGUAGAUAACGAGGAAGCCCUAAACAAAUCGGCCGUGCUCGAUCUGUGCGACGCUUUGCAGCUGGAAGACCGCGGUGCAGCCCUCGUCGGCUCGCUGUUCGAGCGCAGCUCCGACCGCGUCACCUUCACACAGUUCCGCAACGGGCUUCUCUCGGUGCUCAGCGGCGACGGCGCCUCCGCCCCCGCCACCUCGGGCGCGCCCUCCGCGCCGCCCGGCGCUCCGCACAGCGACGAGGACUCCUCCGGCCGCGAGAUCGCUCCCAAGUUCGUCUUUGGUUCCAAAAAGUACGGGCGACGCUCGAGGCCUCAGCGCGCCUCUGACGCGCACGCGCCGCGAGCCGCCUCCGUGUCCCGCCUGGACGCCGACGACGGGCGCGCGCGCUCCUCGCAGCGCAUGCGGGCCCGGCGCAGCGCCUCGGCCAUGGAGGCGCGCGACCUCGACCCCGACGACGACGACGACGCGCCGGCCUUCGAGCACGAGCGCCGCGUCGACCGCGCGCAGGCCCUGGCGCUGUGCCGCGACCUGCGCAUGGACGGCAUCGACGGCGGGCUCGUCGACCGCAUCUUCGAGGAGGCGCGCGCCGGCGAGACGACCACCGUCGGAGAGUUCUUCGACCGCUUGAACGCGACCCUCACCUCGUCCAUCGAGGGCGCCGGAGAGAGCGCGCCCACUCCGGAGCCGGACGGCGCGGACCCCGAGGACGACGACGCCGGCGUCGCGAGCGAGCUGGUCGUGGACGCGUGGGAGCGCGCCGGCGUGCCGCGCCCGCGCCGCCUGCUGCUCGAGCUCGGCUUCGGCGCCGCCGCCGUGCGCCCGCCCGACCUGGAGCGCGCGCUGGACACCGAGCUCACGGCGCUCGCCGAGCCGCUGGACGAGCGCCGCGACGCGCGCCCGCUCGUGCUGGCGGCCGCGCUGGCGCUGGCGCGGCUGCGGCUGCGGCGCGCGCGGCGCCGGGCCGACCUCGCCGCGGCCGAGCGCGACAAGCUGCGCGCCGACGUGGCCGAGGCCAACCGCCGCGCGCUGCUGCUCGCGCAGGACGUGGACGAGACGCACGCGCGCAUGGAGGCCGAGCUGACGGCGAGUCUGCGCCGGGCGGAGGCGCGCCACGCGGAGGCGGCGCGGCGGGCGGCCGACGAGCUGGCGGCGGAGCGAGAGCGCGCGGCGGCGCUG